Molecule: messenger RNA, 5641 nt
Organism: Acanthopagrus latus (yellowfin seabream)
Lineage: Eukaryota; Metazoa; Chordata; Actinopteri; Spariformes; Sparidae
Product: LON peptidase N-terminal domain and RING finger protein 3-like
Exons: 12
Coding region: 484-2667 (727 amino acids)
Biological process (GO): protein ubiquitination
Molecular function (GO): ubiquitin-protein transferase activity; protein binding
Source: RefSeq, a predicted model, not a curated record
AAGUCAGUGGAAACUGAAAUAAAAAUUUGAGCACGACUUACUUUGGACGCUUUUCUUAAAUGCAAAAAUGUAAGAACUCCUUAUUAUUAUGUGUGUAUCUCGGUGACCCCAGAUGGCCCCACCUGGUCCCCCUCCAGGCGCGCUGACCCCCGCCUGUGUUAUGUGGACUGUGGAUGUGGAUCAGACAGGCUCCGGCCCUCGGCCCGACACUCCAACUGUUACAUGGCAGCUCGUUUUAUAACACUUUUCCUGAAGUCGUCCAAUGAGAACAGCUGGUGGGCGUCACAUGACAAAACUUUUACAUAACAGUUUUUUUUUCUCUCUCCCCUGCGCCGCUCCAUUGAGAAUUCUACGGGUACUUCCUGGAGCGCAGCGUCAGGGCGCAGUGGAGUCACAGCCUCACAGCAGCGAACAUGAAAGGCGGCGGAGGUGUUGGCCACAUUCACAGGUGAGGGGACAGACUUCAUACAACCGCAGGACAUCAUGGGGACUGAGAGUGAGAGCAUGCUGCAGCUUGCGGCGGAGGCUUUCCAAUCGAAAAACUUCGACCUGGCUGCGGAUAUUUACCAGUGCCAGCUCGCGGGUCUCGGGGAUGCGGGGAGCCGGCAGGAGCUGAUGGUGAAGCGGGCUGACGCGCUGGCCUUCGGGGGCAAACUGACGGAGGCUUUCGAGGUUUACCGACAAGCCUCGGAGAUAGAGAGACUGAGACCCGUCCACCUGUCCAACCUCAUAGAGUACCUGUCGGACAGUAUCAGGAGGCAGGACGGGGGAGACGGUCAGAGCAGGGUUCAGAGGAGGGGAGAGGAGGCAGCUGGGUGCCCGGGAGGGUACGAGGACCUCUCCUGUCGGAUAUGCCUGAGCUUUCUGUACGAGCCCGUGACUCUGCCGUGCGGACACUGCUUCUGUAAGAAGUGUCUGGAGAGGGAGAGGAAGGAGAAGGAGAAGCCGGUGAUGUGUAAGGAGUGCCGGGACAGCUCCAGGGUGGCCGACGUCCAGAGCUACCGGGUCAACGUGGUCCUCAGCAACCUGCUGGCCAAGUGGUUCCCGACCCAGCACCAGGCCGGCCAGCUGAGGCGCGAGGGCAACGGACUGUACUCCGAGAGGAAGAUGGAGGCAGCGCUGGAGAAAUACAACCAAGCCAUCACGAUAGCACCCAUGGACCACAUACUGUUCAGUAAUCGCUCCCAGAUCCACUCCACUCUGAGACAUUAUGAGAGCGCUCUGAGAGACGCUGAGAUGGCCUGCAGACUCAUGCCUCUCUGGUCCAAGGGUCACGUUCGUAAGGCCCAGGCCCUGGUGUCACUGGGCAGGACGGAGGAAGCUCUGAGAGAGUACCUGGUGUGUCUGUCCAUAGAGCCUGACAGUAGACUGGCCAAGACUGAGGUUAACAAGCUCCUCAGUGACCUCCUGGCUCCAGUUAUAGAUCAGGUACCUGAACACCUCUCAGACUGCAAUACAGUGUGUUUCAGAGCACACAUCAAAAACAGCAUUAACACUCCCUCCCAGAACUUCAGAUCCAGCUUGUUGUCGUCAGAGUUGGGCCUUGCCCUCACCCCACCAUCUUCUGAGAGGUCGGAGAGAUGCGAGAUCCGAUGUCAGGGAGAGCCUAAGGUCAGGAGGCUCGACCAGUGUUUACUGCUUAAGCGGAAACGGAGGAGCACGGAGGAGGAGGAUGAGAGGGAAGGACGGGAGAGGGGUGACUGUCUCAAGAGAUCCAAGUCUGAGCCAGCAGAGGUGAAUGAAUCUUCGGUCAGUGACGUCUUGGACCCGACAGAUCUGGAGUGUUCUCUUUGCAUGAGAAUUUUCUACGAGCCGGUGACAACGCCCUGCGGUCACACCUUCUGUCUUCAGUGUCUGGAGAGAUGUCUGGACCACAACCCAAUGUGUCCGCUCUGUAAAGAGGAGCUGUCGGAGUACCUGGUCAAGAGGCAGUACUGUAAGACGGUAUUAAUGGAGACCCUGAUAUCUAAGUAUCUCCCCUCUGAGCUCAUGGAAAGACAGAAAAUCCACCAGGACGAGAUAGCUGAGCUCUCAAAUCUUAACAAGAAUGUGCCUAUAUUCGUGUGCACCAUGGCCUUCCCCACUGUCCCGUGUCCUCUCCAUAUCUUCGAGCCCUGCUACAGGCUGAUGAUUCGCCGAUGCAUGGAGACGGGAACUAACUGCUUUGGCAUGUGUCUGGCAGACAACCUCAAAGGGUUUGCAGACUAUGGGUGCCUGUUGGAGAUCCGCGAUGUGAAGUUCUUCUCCGACGGCCGCUCGGUUGUGGACACCGUCGGCAGACGGAGGUUUAAAGUCAUUCAGCACCGUGAGAGGGAUGGAUACAACACAGCUGAUAUAGAGUACCUGGAAGAUGUCCAGGUGGAGGGCGUGGCAGAGCGGGAGCUGCAGUCUCUACAUGACACAGUGUAUGACCAGGCCCUGGUGUGGGUCAACUCCCUGAAGGCAGAGCAGAAGGAACGCAUUGAAGGACACUUUGGACCCAUGCCUCGGAAAGACUCUGUACUUCAGACCACUCCCAACGGUCCCUCGUGGUGUUGGUGGCUACUAGCGGUUUUCCCGUUAGAAGGCCGAGCCCAGCUGCCGUUCCUGGCCCUCACCUCUCUGAAGGAUCGCCUCAGCGGCAUCCGCAAGGUGCUGCUCUUCAUGGCCCACAGCAGGCCCCGGUGACAUGCUCUCGACAAGUGUGCGCCCACCUGGAAAAAUGCAGUAAACCACCCGCCCCCCUUCCUCUGCAGCAGCAGUUGACCUGCUGCUCGUGCUUUUUGAUGCACAAAGAACUGACAUUGUUGUCGCUGCGCCUUCCCCGUUGUAGCACCGUCCCAUUUUGGAAAAGUAGCAAUGGACUUCACCCAGACAUCAACAGCAAACUUUAACUUUCAAACACGGCAGCGGCAAAGAUGACAUAGAUAUCUUCCAUGCAUAUUGUUGACACCAUGCAGACAUAAGCUACUUUCAGACAGGAGGGAACUCUUCUUUACAGGCCUCAUUUGGGUUCAUGCAGAAUCAUCACCUCCCAUUUAACAUUGGAUGUCACUGUAUCAAGGCUACAUGCGCACAUACUAAGUGUAUGUUUAUGUCUUUGUGUGAACAGCAACAAGCCAUUGUGCUGAUAUGUCUUCAUUUGUCCGAGGUGCAUUGUUGCCUUUCUGGCCCUCUUCCAUUUUUUUAUAGUUGUUCCUCUUGAAACAUGGGGGGGAAAAAAACCCUGAUAUGUGUGAUUGAACUGAGCUGCCUGUCUGAACAUAGCUUUUAAAUACAAAGAAAUUGUCCAGUUCACAAUCAAACAAUGGCUGCAACUGCCAUCAAUUCAACCAAUCAGCGUCCCCAAAAUUGUCUGUCUUUAAAUGUCCUCAUAAAUUCCUGAAGAGACCAAAUAAUGAAUUUGCCUUUUUGUGUUAAUGCACUCACCACAGCUGAGUAUAUAAUUAUAUAAUACCGAUUAUAAAUUACUAUUUGUAGUGAUUGAAACUCAUUUGCUGAUUGAAAUAUCUGUAAAUGGUGCGACCGCUAAUAAGUUAGACAUUUACGGAUAAACCUUUGUGUUUACUAGUUUCUACCUAUACUGAAACUUUAACAACAAUCAGCUAUUCUGUCUUCCUCAACUUCCGUCCUUGCUUCCUUUCCUGUCUGACAUCCUGCAGCUGAAUAACUAUGGACUGAACCUUUACAUUGGCGUGCAUUAAGGCUCUUGUUCUUGUGUUUUUACGCAUCCAUUUUUUAAAAAAAUUGUUGAAUUUUUUUUUCUCCAUUAUUUAUUUUUGUCAUUAUUUAUGCAUGCAGUGACAUUGUUUACAUUUCACAGAAAGAGAUGUUGAGCUGCUCACUUUCCAAAAACAGUUGUUUAACGUAGUAUUUGAACCCAAACUUUGUUAACUGUUGGAAAAUAUGCUGUCAAGAGGGGCUGAUGACUCUGAGCCAAAAUGGCUGCCGCUGAAAACUGCACAGGGCAAACUCUUGAAACUGGAGUUGAGGGAAGUUUCUUUCCCAAACCACCUAUUUUUAGGUCACUGGUGACCCAAAUCCGUGUUGUAUUUCUAUUGGCCUGCCACAAUCCGAGCUAUGUUGACUUAGACAUAUUUGGCUGUCAGCCGUCUCCCUAUACGGGUGUAAUGAGAGCCUGACAGUGAUACAGGAAGCAACAUCUGCUUUUCUGAUACCAUUAUGUCCUACGUGUAUUUAUUCAGUAUUUAUUUUGACUUAUUUUGCACUUCCACUUUAAGUAAGGGAAAGAAACAGGCCUCAGGAUUGAAUAAAAUCAGGAUUUGGAUUACCACAGAAUGAAGUUAAAUCUUCUGAUGGAUAAAUUGGCAAACAGUCUCCAAGUGUUAGCCUGUUCUCAUUAUCUAGCAGGCCAAGACUACUGCAAAAUAACUCCCUCUGCGUGAGUUUGAUUGAUGUGUGCUCUGAGUAAAGGCCAGUGCCUUAAUGAUAAGGUUCAUUUUCCCCCCCUUUUAUGGACACUUGUCCAUUCAUCAAACAUGAUUUUGACAGAAAGAAAUAAGUAAAAAAAAUAUAUCUAAAAUUAAUUUUGAGAAUAUCCACGAGUGAAUUUCUGAGGAAGAAAGGUGUUGUUUGAUAAAUAUAGAGGCCUUCACGAUGUCUGUGACAUGACUCUUUUUACAUGGCAAGGAGCUCUGGAAAACGCGAGAUGUUGUCGAGCUUUGCCUUCAGAAACUUUUAUUUUGUAUACAUGUGUUUGAUUUUAAAUGUUUCUAUGUCAAUCGAGUUCUUUGUAUUUUAUAUUUUUUUCUUCACUCGCUAGUGUGUUUGUCUCUCCUCAUUUCAUGUGUAACAGUGCAGAGUGUCAUGUCAAAUUGUCCACGUGUAUUAUUUUGUAUUGAAAGGGCCAAAGCCGUGUCAUAUGGAGAAAGUGAUAAAGUGCAAGACCACAAAAAUUUCCCCCCAUAAUGAUAUUCUAGUGGUGCGUGAUUAGUUCUUCAGCACAAUAGUUAAAUAUGUUUGCAUUCAUAAAUACUUUUGGGAAUUUGGAAAGAACUGACAAAACAAAAACAACUGGUUUCAACUCGGGUUGCAACAAUAUGAGAUUUUCAUGGUACAAAAACCACAGAGAAAAUAUCACAUUAAAUGUCAAAAUUAUAUAUAAUCAUAGUUUGACUGACAGUAAUUAUAGAGAUUUAUUGGUGAACAAAAGCUCUCACUAAAUAUUAUGUCCCUGACAGACAAUAUUGUUUUGUAAUAACUGAUAUGACAGAAUUCAAUACUGUUGACAAGCGAAUGCACAUGAUAAACUUUUGGACCACGAUAUACCUUGAAAAUGUAACACUGCUGCAACUCUACCUCUAGAAUCAUUGCCCCCCAGUAAUGUCAGUGAUAUCCACACUGGUAACCACUUGGAAGCUACGAUGAGUUAGCUCACACUGGGCAGGAAAGGGAAAAGCAAUAAUACAAAAAUAAUCACCUCCAGUGUAAAAACAUAUCACAGACUCAAGAGUCGAAGGUACCGCCUGAAAGAGGUAAAGGGAAAAUCCACCUGAAAUUAAAUCACCUCUGCUUUUGCUAUUAUAUUUUCUGUUUGUGAGUAAAAGCGCCCCAUAUAGUCAUGUGACGAAGAGCCAGUGCUGUGUCAUUUUGUUUUUGAGAGUUUCAUCCAGGAAGUUGAAGGAUGACACCUAAAUGGAUU